AGUACAAUAGCUGUGAUAUUUUACGACAUAGGUACGUAUUUUAAAAUUCAUGUCAUUAUAAUAUUUAAAUUAAAAAAAAAAGAACAUUACAACGUUUAGCUCUUCAGUUCGAGAUAGAUUCUCAGACUGUUCGUAUUCUCAGUUUCAAUUUUUUUUAUUAUUAAAUAUGACUUGGACGAGACCAGAAAAUGUUGCUUUCCCCCAAGUUUGGUUGACCUUUAAAGCUAAAGAUCCUGAUACGGGAAAAAUUGUUAAGUAUCGUGUUCAGGAUCUUCCCGAAGAUCGUUUUGACGAAGUGCUUUAUUUGAUGUCAACUAUUUUUCGCCGGGAUGAAACUAUGUGCAGAAGUUUGAAUAUUAUCAAUGAUCCGGAUUUAAUGGGAAGAAGUGAUGCAUCAGUUUGGUGUGGAGUUUUGAAGCAAAAAAUCUCCGUGGUUUGCUUCAAGGAAAACUCCAAUGAAAUUUGUGGAUUAAAUAUUCUGGAAAUUUUGGAGAAAGAUGUCAAAGAGAAUGGAAUGGAGAUUCAAAUUCCAAAAAUUCAAGCAGUCAUGAAAGCUCUGGACUUUAUGAAAGCCAAAGCUGAUCCAUAUAAUCGCUACGGUGUGGAUAAAUUCCUCCACGCCAUGGGACUUUUAGUUGUGCCAAAGUAUCGCGGUUUGGGAAUCUCAACGGAAAUUCUCAAAGCUAGGGUACCUCUGGGAAAGGCUUUGGGUAUUAAACUAACUGGAACCGUGUUUACGGGGAUUGCAUCUCAGAAUACAGCAGCAAAGGCCGGAUUUGUUGAGGACUUUUCAGUGCUCUAUGAAGAUUUGGCAAAGAAGGAACCCUUCGUUGAAUUUCCCAAUAUUUCCGCACCAUAUUGUAAAUUUAUGAGUCUUCGUUUUGAGUAAAAGUUGUUGUGCCAUUAACACACUUUUCGCAAUUUAUUUAAUGAAUAAAAUGAGCUCUUGACUCUUUAGCAGCAGGGACUAUUUUUUAAUUUAUCAGCUUUCCUCUUUUUUUUUUUUCCUGGGGGUAGUAUAUAUGUAGUUAAUUCGGUAAAUUAGAAGUCUCUGGGAUCCUAGAAAUUACUAGUGAGGCAGUCUUAAGAUUUCUUGAGUUUCCUUAUUAUUUUAAAGGAUUUGAAAUAUUUGAUCUUUGAAAUAUUAUACAUUUUUUUGUCUGAUUUGAGGAAUUUCAAGUUUCUUUUAAGAAAAUUAAUGAAAAUUUAAGUUUAAUCAAACAUUAAAAAAAAUUAGAGUUUUUCAUAAGAAAACUUGUGAUAUUUUGACUUUCAAUUUAGAAAACUUAGGAAAUUCCUUAAAAAAUAAAAUUAAAAAAUCCUAAGACUAUGUGAAAUUGUUUUCCAGAGCACACCUGAAAAUUCUUUUAGAACCUCAGCCCUUUUUAUACUUUUGGACACGCGCUUUCGAUGUUUGGACCAAACGUUUAGCAUUCAGAACAUCCAACACUGGUCUGUGCUGGCCAUUUGGGAAAAUCUUUCAGCACUUUACAACUAGCCCUAGUAGCAUUGUCGACUAGUAAUGUUUUAGAUACAUAUAUAGCAUAUAUGUAUGUAUAUAGCAUAUGUACCUCGGUCAUUGACACAGUGGGGCAACACGAGAUUUUCGUAUUCCAUUUACCUAAAAGAAGAAUCCCCAUUAUCAUUGCAUUGCUCAUAUUCUCAUAAAUCCGUGUGACUGGUAAAGUCACCUAGAUAAAAAGCUGCGUAUGUAAAGUCUGGUAUGCGAGGAUUUAUCCAUUUUACGUUAGGUGUAAACAUUGCCAAUUUUAAUAUUACGAAACUCCACAACAAUUAUCAAGAUGACAUGUAUAAUCUACUCUUCUCACCCAUUAAGAAAAUGAGCAUAAGCCGUACGCCCGAGUGGGUGAUGCUAACCAAUACCUGACUUAUUUAGAUUAUUUUAAGCAUAGAUAGCUACACGUUUUGUGUUAAUAAUACAACUCUCGUUUUCUGAGAAUGUAAGAUACAUAAUUCAAAUUCAAUAGUAAAUAACGAACAUUUUAUCAUUCAAAAAUGUUCUAUAACACACAAACCGCAAGAUAAGACGAAGUAUUAUAUUAAAAAAACAUUGUUUGAACGAGUAAAAAAAUACCUGUCUUCAGUUCAUGAGAAGAUCUCAACGUGACAACUUCUUCAGUAUACCUGUUGCCGCGAUUUCUUUUUUAUAGUUUAAUUUUAUAGCACAAUGUGUCUUGGAUAUUUAGACGACUUUUAUGGCAAAAGAUCUCGACUCUGGUCUAAAUGUGAAAUACCACAUUGAAUGUAUCCGCGAAGAUCGUUUUGAUGAAUUUCAAUGUAUUUCUCAGAAAAUGAAGAAACGUUUGUAAGCUUAAGUGAAAAAAAAAGAUUUUUCCUCAAUUUUACUUCCCGAAUUAAAUUUUUCCUUUUUUUUUCCUUCAGAUCUUCUCAAUGAUCUGGAUUUCAAUGGAAGUAAUCAUAGCUAAAUGGAAGUUAUAGGUCAUAGAGGAGAAGACGAGGAAAAACACAUUUUAAGAAUUUCUUCCAGUGAGUAUAUUAAGCAAGAGGUUAAAAUUUGGCUAAUAUAUAGCUAACCAAAAAUCAAUAAAUAUUCCGAAUAUUUAUUUUUUGUGCGGAAGGAUCAGAUCGCAAUGGGAAAGAACAAGUCAAGAUCAUUAUGCUUUAUUGGCGACGUUUCGAUAUAUUUUUUAUCAUCUUCAGGCCCCUUUUUGACAAUUAAGAUUAAACAAAAUAGUUUUAGUGAAAAGGAAGACAAAGAAGGGGAAUAAAAUUGACAAUACCUAAUAUUUAUUUUAAAGUCGUUAAAUACCUACAUACUUCCAUCAUGUGGAAUAUUCACCAAAUAAGGGGUGAUCAAAAUAUUCAAAUAAUUCCUUUGAGGACAAAACAUAUAAUGACUAAAUUCUAAUCAAAAUUUAGGCAUAUUUUUUCAAUAAUCGCUUGUUUGCGAUUCAAACAAGAAUUUAUUCAAUAAAUUAAAGCGUGAGGCAGUCGGUUUGGCGUAUGAUUUUGGUCUGCAAUAAAACAUACAUUUACUUCUAGUUCUUCCUAAUUUUAGCUAAAACUUACAUGAGAUAUAACUUAAUCCCUCCUUAAUCGAGCCUCUUCUUUUAAUCACUGACUCUUCUAUCCUGUAAAAUAAAACUAAAUAUUUUCCCAUUCUUACGAAAUAUCAUCCAUUUUUCUAACUUUGAAUUCUUCCUUUCUUCUUUGAGUCCACCGACUACCUUUGAUCAUCAAUUUCCCCUUGUAUUCUCCUGUAGAACAAGAAACCUAAUUAUCCACCUGAUAUUCUACUAUUUUCUCUACUAAUUCUUAUACUUACAACUCAGUUUUAUCUGUUAAUUCCUUCUCAAUAUUACUUUUUCACACAAGGGUAUUUUCGGUUACAUCUUUUCAACGCGACUAUUCUUCAAAUAUGGCCGACUGCUUCUCUAUCAUGAACUUAGUCAUAUUUCAUACGAAUCUCAAUCUAAGAUAACUUCACUACAACAUUUUAAACUAAACUAAUUUUCAACAUCGCUUUUUAAAUCACUCAACUUCCCAAAAUUCACUGACUAUCCCUUAAAUGGAAUAUCUUUAAAUAUUUCAAAAUAUUCGUUAUUUUUUGGAUUUUUCUCCACAUUCUUGCCCCUUCAAAAUAUUCAAAUAUCUCAUUGAAAACAUAAUACAAAACAUAAAUAUUUUCCUCAUAUUUUUGCCCCAUCAUUCAAAGUAUUGAAGCAUGAAAUUUUUGGUGGUGCUUCUAGAACAAUAACAAGGAAGUAAAGGACAGAGAAAUAAUACCAAAAAGUUAAGAACAAAAAAAAACUCAUUGUCAUUGAUAAAAUUUUUUUAGAUAGAUUAUGCGGUGUCUAUGCUAUGCAUAAAUAGUAUGUUGGAUGGAAAAUAGCGCAAGAGUUAUCUAUACUUUUGAGGUGGAUUAAUUAAGAGUAAAGGGAGAGUGUGACCACGUAAAAAGAUCAACAACUCUAAGCACUGGAAAAAAAAAGUAAUACAACACCAAGGUAACAUUCCACCAUGAGCUUUUCAUAUUAUUCUCCCAGAGUUUUGGUGUGUGUCAUAACAUUUUCGGCGGCAUUGGUGGAACAAGAGAGAAGUGAAUAUGAACCCCACCUUGCAAUCAUCAAUAUUUCGUUUCGUUUUUUCCUUCUUCUUUUUUUUUCAAUUUAUCCAAACUAUGUCGUCGUCGUGCUAAAAAUGCCUCUGAAAAGCACAAUAAACCUCCCUCUCUUGAGCAAUUUAGCAUAAAUAAAUUGAUAUCUAGAGGAAUACCUACAUUUAUAGUUACGAGAAGAGAAGGUAAUUAAAAAGGAUAGAAAAAAAGAGGAGAAAAAAAAACCCUAGAAAUGACACAAAUUUCACCCAACACAACACCCCCUUCUGCCCCACUUUUAUUCUCCCCAGACACGAAAUUCGCAUCAAAUUUAUUCUUUCCUCAUUCUAUCCCACUUCUUCUCACUCUCUUGCACGUUCAUUUGCUCUUCCAUCAAUUAAUCAGCAUUUUAUCAGGCAAACAUUAUACUACAUAUAUUAAGCAUAUAUACAUAUAGGUACCUACAUAUAUAGCAACGCAAAUUUUAGCACUUUGGCGCAAUUUCAGAGAUUGCGCCCCCCGAAAAAAAAGUCCUCACACGAAUCCAAGAAUAAAACAUGAAAAUUGUAGCAAUGGGAAUCAUUCUCGCGAUUAAUGCUUUGCCUUCUCCACGCCACUCUCUAUCGCACAAAUUUCGAUUAAUCCAAUAAAUUGCGAAGAGACCAACAGCUCUUGUACAUUAAAUUAGAGCAAAAGCUUCUGAGUAUGUGUGCGCGUGGAAAAAGGAUGAAAACCUGUUACAUUUUUCCUUUUUAGCUUUUCCAUUUUGAGGCUUUUAUAUACAUUUUUAUUUUCCAUAAAAAUCCCUCGAUAUGGGAUUAUAUGGAAUGUCAAUGCAACGAGAAUUUAUGGGGAAAUUGCAAGGAAAUGAAUUUACAAUCAAGCUUCUUUCCCGCAAAUAACACCUUUCCAGGAAACAUUAUAAAGUGCAUUAGGUGCAUUAGGAUAGAAUAUCUCUGCAUCCCUUCUAAGAUGUAUUUCCGGGACAUGAGAUAGACGGGAGAAAAAAUGUCUUAAAUUGUUGGAUAAGAUUUAGAAGCAAAGGGGCAUUAUCUGUCGAAUUUUUUUACGUUCUUUCAAACGAAUAUUUCAAGAGAGCUGAAAAUUAUCAAAUAUUCCGAAAAUAAUGAUUAAAUAAUCUGAAUAUUUAUCAAAUAUAUAAUGAAUAUUGAUGAUCAAAAGUUUGUUUUCUGUUUAAAAUUUUUAUUCUCUUUAUCAAAAUAUUCGGAAUAUUUGCGAAUAAAUCGAAUAUUGCGGAAUAUUUAUGAGUAUCAACGACUCUAUCGUCUAUUCACAAUUAAUAUCGCUACCUAAUGAUGUAAAAAACGUGGAUUUAUGGAGAAAAUAUCGAUUAAAUGUCCGCGGAAAAGAAGUCCAAAAAGGGAAAAAUGUACUGGUAAGCUGACCAAGCUUACGGGAGCUGUGUUUCUUUCAGUGUACCAAUUUUGUGAGAGCAAACUAGAACGCGAAUUAAUUUAAAUACGCGCAAAGUCGGGAAAAGUUGAAAAGUCAUACCCUAAGAAAUGUUUGGAAGGCCAUAUCUCGAGAACGGAUCCAUAGAUUUUCAUAAAUUUUUUUUUGUUUGAAAGGUCUUGAAGUCAGCUAUAACAUAUCAAAAAAUGAAAAAAAUUUAUGUCGCCGUUUUCGAGAUAUUCAUCGAAAACUAAUCGAAAAUUUUGUUUUCGAUUUUUGGCCCCCUAGCGGUCACUUUUGAAACUUCGGAUAAUCUAGAGAGUUGUAGGGUUUGUUGAGAUCUUUCAUUUGACCCCGGGUUGAUCAAAAUCGGUCAAGCCGUUUUCGAGUUAUGGUCGAUUUUCGAUGAAAAAUUGUGGCGGCCAUAUUGACUAAACGGCUUGACCGAUUUUCGAAAAUGAGGUAUCGUUGGAAAGCUCUUGAUGUCCCCUACAACAUAUAAAAAUUUCAGAUUUUUACCUAUUACAGGGGCUGAGAUAUAGCGAAAACAAAAUUUUGAGGUUAUCCAAAAUGGCGGACGCGGGGGUGGGGGGUAAAAUUUGACAUCAUAAUCGGAUGUCUUCCAGUCGAUAUUUAAACUUUGCCGUUUACCGCAAGUCUCUAUCUAUUACCGUUCUCUCACAAUUUAGCGUUAUGUUCCGGACGGCCGGACGGACGGCCGGCCGGAAAAAAUUUUUUUUGGCGCAUACGUUUUUUGGAAUGUGGGGACCCUAAUUCGUGCUCAUCCCAAGUUUGAGCCCGAUCUGACGACUUUCGAUUUUGCUCGGUACACAAAAGCUGUGUCUGAAAGAAACACAGCUAAAAAAGAAUGACAAUUUAAUCCAUCCAGCGAUGUUUUGGAAAUAAAUACAUUUCCAUCGCUAAAUUGAAUUAAUUAAGAAAGCUUUGUCUCCAUUGCAAUAUAACAAAGUGAUUAAAUAAAAUAAAAUAAAGAAUAAGAAGGAAGACAUAGAAAUUGAUUUUGGAAACAAUUUUCACAAAGCCUGAUGAAGGGGUUGUAAGGGAGCCGAAUAUUUGAGGAAAAAAGUAUGAAUACGAUAGAUGAGUUAAAUUAAUAAUAAAUACAAGAAAUUUUUUUUAAAAAUAUAACCAAAAUGGCGCAAAAGAGCAAAAAUGUA
Lutzomyia longipalpis is the source of this 6669-nucleotide messenger RNA. RefSeq lists its product as uncharacterized. Bases 167 to 889 code for a protein of 240 amino acids. The transcript has 2 exons. Gene Ontology annotation, molecular function: N-acetyltransferase activity. NCBI's taxonomy places the organism in Eukaryota, Metazoa, Arthropoda, Insecta, Diptera, Psychodidae. The record is from RefSeq and is a predicted model, not a curated record.